AUGCUCGGAGGAGGUACUUUUGGUUCAAAUCUAGGUCAACAAUCUACGGGUGGUUUAUUUGGUCAGUCUACAACUUUUGGAAGUGGCCUUGGACAACCUGCAGGAGCCUCUAUAGGUCAGAAUACAUCGGGUAUAACUCAACCGUCUUCAGCAGGGUUAUUUAACUCUUCAACCUCCGUUUUUGGAGGUGGAGCAUCUAAUACUAGUUUAUUUGGUAAUAAUAACCCUUCAAAUAUAGGUUUUGGUCAAGUUAACACAUCAUCAACAUUUGGACAACCUUCAACUGGUUUAUUUGGUCAGUCAGUUGGUUCUUUUGGUAACACAACUCCAGCUACAUCCCAACCAAGCAUAUUUGGGGCACCUUCAGCAGUUAAUACUGCAACGUCUGGUAUAUUUGGUUCUAGCACUCCUAGUACAAACUUAUUUGGAUCAUUUCAGAAUUCAUUUGGGACUUCUACUGGAUUUGGGAGUCAAAAUCAACAACAAUCCCAACAAUCAAGUACAACAGGAUUUUUUGGACAACCUAGUAAUACUAAUGCAAGUAUAUUCGGAUCCUCUACUACUCAAACUUUUGGUAAUUCAAAUACCUCACCUUUUGGAGGUUCUUUGACUCAAAAUUCAAGUGUAUUUGGUACUGAGAAGCGAGGAACGAAAGGUAUUACAUUUCAACCAGUUGUAGAUAGUGAUAGCCAAGCAAGGAUUAUGAGUAUUGUAUACCAAAAAGAUAUUGAUCAGAAGAAAUCUGUAGAGGAAAUAAGAUGGGAAGAUUAUCAGGAAAAACGAGGUCCUCCAGGUAGUAUAUCUAGCGUGGAGACUACUACAAGUACUCCUUUGACAUCAACUAGUCCUUUUAGUAUGAAUACAUUUGGUACAUCUAAUAGUGGUGGGUUUUUUGGUUCUACAACAGGUACUACUACUACAACAAAUAAUUCUAUAUUUGGACAACCUACAACUGGAUCUUUAGGAAGUACAGGAAUGGCUACUUCUGGAUCACUUUUUGGUUCAUCUGCACAAACUACAAACUCAACAGGAAUAUUUGGAGGGUCAUCACUAUUUGGAUCUGCUGGCCUUAAUACUCAGAAUACUACACAAGGUUUUGGUAUGUCAACAACUCCAGCUACAGCUAACUCAGGUUUAUUUUCAUCCUCUCUAGGAACAACUAAUUCUGGAGGAUUAUUAGGUACAAGUACCAGUAAUACAGGCUUGUUUGGUCAGCCAACAAUAUCUACUUCUAAUUCUGGUCUUUUUGCCCAGACAACAACAACAAGUAGUUUUGGUGACUUCAGUAACUCUUUAUCUAACAAGCUUACUGGAACAUCUAAUUCAUUUGGGCAAACAACUACAGGAAUUGGUUCUACUAGUUCCUUUGGGACGGGAAUAUUACAGAACCAGGGAAAUACAUUUGGAACAGCAAAUACAGGACUUGGAACCUCACUUUUUAGUCAGCCAAACAGUUCUGGAUUAUCUACAGGAAAUAAUCUACUUCAAACAUCUGGAAGUUCUAAUAAUAGUUCCUUAACAACGAAUUUAUUUGGCUCUACCCAACCAGUAGGAACUGGCUUAUUUGGAAAUACAAGUACUUCCAGUGGUUUUACAUUUGGAAAUAUUGGAACUAAUUCUCAACCUUUAGCAUCAAAUCUAGGUAUUUCUGGAUUAUCAAAUACAAAUUCUGGUCUAUCAGGGCAAACAACUCUUAACCCUUCACAGCCUUCUUUAGGAUCUAGCAUAGGCCAGACUAGUCUUUUUGGAUCUCAAAAUACUUUAUCUUCUACCCCAUCUUUAUUUAAUAAUACUAGUUUAACAAAUAUGACGAACUCAAAUUUAUUUGGUAUGACCAAUAAUACCUCAAGUCAAAAUCAGAAUUCUCUAGGACUUCCUACACUAAGAACUAUUUCAAAUUCACAAUUAACAACUAUGAAUUCUACAAUAAACUCAAUUAAUUCUACAUCAAGUAUUAGUUUAAAUAAACUCAAUUCACAAAAUAACUUUUCUCUUCAGAAUUCUUCUGAUAGAAACAAAUCAUUGUGGCUUUGGAAGCCAUUACCACAAUGUAUAACAAGGUCUGGAAAAUAUCGUUUUGAAUCCUCACCACAGACCCAUUCUAAUGAGGGGAGUAAUACAUAUCAGAACAGAAUAAAUUUAGAAUUAGCUUUGCCAGCAUUAGCUGCUGAAAGUGCUAAACAUACUAAUUCACUAUUGACAUCUGUUCGCAGAGUAGAGAGAGGUGCGGAUUCUCAAACUCCAGCCACAUUUUUGAACUUGUUAGAACGUCAACAGCAAUUCUAUGACGCUAUUCAAUCUCCAGAAGGUACAAAUUCUCCAAUUAGUAAUACACAAAAAUCAAUGGUAUUUAGUACAGUUCAUAGAACUUCCCAGCCACAUUUCUCUUCAAUAGAUGAAGCAUUCGAGGAUGCAGUUGAUGAUGCAAAUCUUGUGAAAUCACCUAGGCAAUUAAGAAAUAUUUCAGAUAGAGAGCCCACAUCAGUUUCUGGUCUACUUAAUUUGGAGUCUAUAUCUAGAAUGUCUAAAGAUAUACAAUUUUCUAAGGAUCAUACUAGGACAUCUAUAGGAAGAGCAAGUAUUGAAAGUAUAGGGUCAUCUCGUACUCCUCAUAUAGCAGCACCAAGGAUUUCAGGUACUAAUUCUAUGAGUUCUGAGAGACCAAUAAGAACAUCUAUUGGACUUACAACGCCUCGUCCAAUACUUAGGAAGGCUGAAGUAAGUAAAUAUGAUAUUACAGGGACUUCUAAUACUACUCUUAACCUUAUUGAACAAAAGGAAUCAUAUUCAAGAAGAGAACAAUUUAUUGCUUCACUUACUCCAAUAUUAACUAAACCUUCUUACUAUUGUAUUCCUUCAAUUGAAGCUUUAAGUACUUUUACCGAAGAUAGAUUAGCUGCUGUAGAAGAUUUCAGAGUAAUAAGGGAGGGAGUCGGAGAAAUAAUGUGGCCUGGAUUGACAGAUUUGCGUGGAUUAAAUCUUGACCACAUUAUAUCUAUUGAGCCUUUAUGUGUUUCAGUUUAUGGGGAAGAUGAUUCGACAAUUCCCGUAGGGGAGGGUUUAAAUAAAAAGGCAAUAAUACUCCUCAAAAAUUGUAAACCUAAGAAUAUAUCAACUAGUGGUAACAUUGAAGAGUUCAAUGCAAAAAGAAUAUCUCAAAUAAAAUCUUAUACUGAACAAAUGGGAGCUACAUUCAUAUCAUUGGAUACUGUAACUUGGGACUGGCGUUUUGAAGUUGUUCACUUUUCAAGAUAUAAAUUCCCAGAUAUAGAAUCUUUUGAGAAUCAGGAACCACAAAGGAAUCUAAACGAACUAAGUAAAGAUAUGAUAUUUCCAAAUAAUAUUACAAAAUCUCCAACAAGUUCAAAUAAUGAAGAAUUAGUUCAGAGUGUUAAAAUUAAUAAUAUAGAAAGUAAGAAGGCUACUCUUCAAUCCAAUAGGCAGAAGAUUUUACAAACAGGAAAUAAUCAACUAACUUCUCUAUAUUUCCAACUAACUAAAGAUUGCCAUAAAUUUGGAAGUCGUUGUUUAUUAUCAUUAAAUACAGUCAGUUCUAGAAGUUCCAUUAACAUUAGUUCAAAUGGUAUUAUUGUAAUUCCUCAUUGUACUAAUAAUCGUUCUAAGUACUCUAUCUGUUCUAGUCGUACUUUGGUAACAUUUUAUAAACUCUCUAUAAUUAAUAUGAAUCCUCAAAACCAAACAAUAAAUAUGGGGACAACUAAAUGUAAUCUAAAUGAAAUUCAAAAAUUAAAAAAAAAUUAUCUUAAUAAUAAAAAUAUACCAAAAAGAAUAAUUAGAGCAUGGUUAAAGGUCUACUUUAACUUGAUUGGAGAUCGAGAAACAACAAUUAGUAAUGGUACUGUUUCACUUCACACUUUAAUUAAGUUGACUUUUUUGUUAUGGAAUAUAAGUAAACAGGAAUUAAUGAUCUCAGAACAUCUUAGAGAUCAUGAAGAUAUUUAUUAUCUUGCUUCUUACACAGAAGAAACCUUAUGUCUUUUAUGUAGCUUGCUAUUUUUUCAUAUUAAAUCUGAAAUAUCAAGUAGCAAUUCUCAGACACCAAAUCAAACUUCUCAAAUGAUAUUUGAGUUUGUUAGCUGGUGGUUACAGAAGGUGAAUAGUAAAUUAAAUAAAGAUUUCAAUAAAGAUUAUAAACCUAAAACAAAUACUCUUUCUGACUAUGUCAAUAAUAUUAUGCUGAAUAUGAUGAAAUAUAUUAGUUCUGGACUUAUACCAGAAGGUAUCUUAGAAAGUAUAAAUGAUAUGGGAUCUUUAAUACUUCCUCGUCUUACUGCUUUAUGUGCUGCUAAUGGUUAUGGAGUAAAUAUAAAUAUUUCUCAAGCUGUAGCAGAUACUUUACUUUGGUGGAAAUAUACAGGUUUGGAGAUAAGUAUUAGUGAUACUACUCUUUUAUUAACCAAACUUUUAGCAGGAUACAUAGAUCCCUCAGUUGCUUCCAUAGCAUUUAAUUGGCGUAUAAUAUUUGGAAUGCUUUUGUGGCAUCCUCCCGUAUCAGAAAAUAAAAUUUUAGAAUCCAAUAAUGGUCUAGUUUAUAAUGCAAUGGAAGCUUAUGAAUUAAAUAUGGAUGGUAAAUUUUCAUUCCUUACUUCAAAAAAUUCUAAUAAACAAAAAAUCACAUAUGUAAGUCAUCAAAUAGCCAAACAAGAUCAAUCUCCUUACAGGUAUCAUUCUGAUCUUCAGUUUUGGUUAUUAAAGUUUUUUAGUUUUUUAGACUAUAAUCAGACACAACAAGAAGCAGAUCAGUGUAUACCAAAAUUAUCUAAUAUAUUUGAAUCAAAUUCAAACAUGUUAUCAAUGGAUUUUUCUUUAGUAUGGAUUGUAAGCAAUAUAUUGGAUAUGUAUCUUCAAAUUUCCCGUAGAAACCAAUAUAUAGAAGAUAUAUCUUCUAAUUAUAUGAACAAAUUACACCUCAAUUUUAUACAGCAAUUAGAAUUUAUAGGUCUUUGGGAGUGGUCUCUAUUUGUUGCACUCCAUUUACAAAAAACAACUGAUACUUCUAUAUAUUCACAUAUUUUCCACGACAUACUUCUUAGAAAUAUACCAAAUUCUUUCCCUAUUCACUCAGAAUUCUCAGAAGAAAAAUUUGAAAAUUUACAUUUAUGGAAAUUUCUUAUCAAAACUCUAGGAUUACCGAAAACUUGGCUUCUUGAAACUUUAUCAUGGAACUUUGCCUAUAAUGGGAAUUUUGAAGCUGCAGCUUCUUCUUUACUUUUACUAUAUAAAACUUAUUACAAAUCAGAUGAAUAUAAUUCUGAAGGAAAUAUUUUACUCUUUUCUCGCUUUAUAAAUAAUUCAGUAAAUUCUCAAUCCGAGAUUAUUAUAAAUGUAGUUGAAUAUUUAUUUGAUAUUCAUGUUCUACCUAAAUUAUUAAUGGAACUAUCUACAAUAUAUUCUACAGAACUUAAAGAACAAGGCAAUAAACAUUUACAAUAUGCUAAUCUAUCUAAUAAUCAAAAUAUUGUUAAAUUACUUUUACAAACUUAUUCAUAUUUUGAAGAUAUACAUAACCCUGAUUGUACUAUAUAUACUAGAUGGAAUAUAUGUAAAUUAUUAGUAGAAACUACAAUUUGUUUCCUUAAAAUAAUUGGUCUUUGUGAUCUCAAUACAUCUGAAAAUUGUGAAAUAAAUAAAUCUACCACAGCUCAAGUAAAAGAAAAUCUUACUCAAAUAUUACAUAAGCAGUUUGAAGUACCCCCAUUAUUAGAAUCUACACUACUGUAUGUAAUAAACCAUGAUUGUUGGAGACUUAUGAAUAGUUUAUUAGAUAAUUACUAA
Cryptosporidium muris RN66 is the source of this 5796-nucleotide messenger RNA. Its product is annotated as nucleoporin autopeptidase family protein. Bases 1 to 5796 code for a protein of 1931 amino acids. The transcript is spliced from 2 exons. Gene Ontology annotation, molecular function: structural constituent of nuclear pore. The record is from RefSeq and is a predicted model, not a curated record. Gene Ontology annotation, biological process: protein import into nucleus; RNA export from nucleus; post-transcriptional tethering of RNA polymerase II gene DNA at nuclear periphery. NCBI's taxonomy places the organism in Eukaryota, Apicomplexa, Conoidasida, Eucoccidiorida, Cryptosporidiidae. Gene Ontology annotation, cellular component: nuclear pore; nuclear pore cytoplasmic filaments.